Zophobas morio is the source of this 3724-nucleotide messenger RNA. RefSeq names its product broad-complex core protein isoforms 1/2/3/4/5-like. Bases 2270 to 3589 code for a protein of 439 amino acids. The record is from RefSeq and is a predicted model, not a curated record. The transcript has 9 exons. Gene Ontology annotation, molecular function: DNA binding; protein binding. Gene Ontology annotation, biological process: regulation of transcription by RNA polymerase II. Gene Ontology annotation, cellular component: nucleus. NCBI's taxonomy places the organism in Eukaryota, Metazoa, Arthropoda, Insecta, Coleoptera, Tenebrionidae.
ACAGCUCUAGAAAACAACAAACCAGUUGUCAAUAGCGCGUUCAAAGAAAAGAUCAUGUGAAGCGGUACAAGGCAAGCAUGAGAGAAGAAAUGUAAAUACUGGUGAUAAGAGUACCGCUGAGGUGUCCAUUCACACACAUACAAUGCAUCAAUAAGGACAGACCUACAAGUUUUAACGAGGACAAUGUGACACUACGAUUGCUCCAUGAAAACUUCUGGAGUUUAAAAUGAAGAAUAAAUUUGAUCAAGAAGGGACUAAAGUAUCGACCAAAUUCAAACCCCUUACAAAAGAAAAGGUACUAAGUCCUUUCCAGGUAAAUAGCUGGAUCCUGUUCAGGUAAGAACACAAAUUUCUACAAAUCGUGAAGGCUAUUCUCUGCGACAAAAAAAAACAUAGUUAGAAUAGCUUAGUAAGACAUUUUACAAUAAUUAAUGUAAAUAAGGCAUACUAAGUGUGUACUUUCUGUUUUGUACUUCCGGAACGAAUGCUAAAGCAAGGUCAUUUUGACUAAUGUUGAAGUUUAUGCAGGUUUCUCAUUUAUGUCUGUUUAUUGUAGAUAAUCUCCCAAACUAUCGCCAAUUACUUUUUAAUUUUAAGCACUUAGAUUGUCGUCAACCCCUCCAAAAGUUGAUGACGUCGUCUCGAGGCUUUCUGUAUUCAGCAUAAGUAUUUUUAUUUAAAAGUAGCGGAUAUAUAUAUAUAAUUACAAACACUAAUUGCUACAAGAUCGAGGACGAGCCGUCUGCCGAGGCCACAUUUUUCCGAGAAUAUUCUAAUCCCAACCGACAGAUAUUUAAGGCCUGAUUCUCGAAGAACAAAAGUCAAUAUUUUGGGACGCCCAAGGACAAAGAUAGACACCAAAAUAGAGCUCCAGUAUGCCAGUGUCUCUAUUGGGGUUAGUGAAUCAUAGUAACCUUGCUAUACAUGAUUCAGUAACCCUAGUUCGUGAUAAAUCUUGAUAACUCUUGAUACGGCUUCUGCCAAGUGUUGGCCAGGUUAUGGACAAAACAAUGACUACUUUUUAGCCGCAAUAACGAUAAACUUAUCAGUACCCUAACCAAAACCCCGCUAUUAUAAAUAGAAAUUAGAAAUUAUACAUUAUGUAGCCGAAUAUUAACGGCAAAAAUUGUGCAAGUGCUACUUUCUUACGACUAUAUUAUUACAACAGAAUUGAAAGUAUCUUCAAUAGAAUUCACCCAACAAAAAAUUUUAGCAAUGUGGUGACAAGAGAGACUUUUGCAAGGAUGUUAAUUUAAACAUGGUGACUCAUUCGGGCAAAAUUAAUCCGACUAAAUUGAACCCCGCAUGUCACACUAUUUCCACCCAAGCCACUUCCGCCGAGAGCCCCCCAUUUUAGCAAAAAUUGGCAAAUUUAACUUACGUUUUGACAUUUCACAUUUCGAAGGCCAGAGUUUUGGGAAUUCAUACACUAACGAAAAAUCAAUACAGAGUGUCCGUGGAGAUAACACUUAAUCACUAGGUUUACUCGACGCUAAAUGAACGUACUUUAAUUUACAUUUUAUUUUAAAACAGCACUGGACGUUUUUUCGACAUGAUCACCGUCUGUGGCCCACCUUUGACAUCUGUCGUCUGUCAAAAAACGAACGACGGGUGGAGCCAUCUGCGACACACUCACAAAGCGGGUCUCCCUCAUGGAACGUAUGUCGACAUUGGUUUGUCGUUAUGUAACCAACAAUUAUUUUGGUUUUUUUUGGUAAAUAUAGACACUCAAACGGGCCUAAGUUUGCAAUCUGUCACUAAAGAGUGUUCUAGAUGUCGAAAAAAGCCCGAUUUUCGGGUCACGUUUUUUUUUUAAUGAUCGCAGUGUGGCCAACCUAAAUAUCGAAAAAAAUAUUUCAAAAACGAUCAGUUAUUUUUCAUAACUGGGUCACGUCGGGUUGAAUAUCGCUCUAGUGCGAUAUUGCGGCUUGUCUCGUUAUUAUAUAGACUAAGAUCGGGAUUAUUUUGGCAUCUGCGUGUGCCACAAACCCCAUAAAAUAAACAAUUUAAUUUGCACUAAUUUUGCAAAAAAACGCACAAUUUGUUGCCAAGGUUUGAGCGAUUUUUCGAGCCAAUCCAGUAAAUCUUAAUCCGACUCAAAUCCAACAGGGAAACUUCUUUUUCUUGGUUGGCCAAAAGAAGUAGACAUAUAUUGAUUAAAAUUAAAAGGUAGUUUAUUUUUAUGUCUGAGAUGGUCUUCCUACCUAGUAAUUCUGUCAUCAUUAUUCGAUAAGAUUUCGUAAAAGCAGUGCUUGGGGUGUUUCUAGAAAUGGCAUUAGCCGAUGAUCAACAAUUUUGUCUUAGAUGGAAUAAUUUUCAAGCGAAUAUUACGUCCCAGUUCGAAGCUUUACGUGACGAUGAAGAUUUCACCGACGUUACGAUCGCCUGCGAAGGACAAAGGAUGCAGGCACACAAAGUCGUCCUGUCGGCAUGCAGCCCUUUUUUUAAGGAAUUGUUUAAAGCGAAUCCUUGUUCGCACCCCAUCAUUUUCAUGCGGGACGUGGAAGCUAAACACAUAGUAGCACUAAUGGAAUUCAUGUACGCCGGCGAGGUGAACGUGGCUCAAGCUCACCUGUCGGCGUUCCUCAAAACGGCCGAGUCGCUAAAAAUCCGAGGACUAACUGACACUUCAGCCGAAAGCGAUAAUCACAAAGAGGAAGACACCCUAUAUCUAAAUCCGCAACCAUCGAAACACUUAUCAGCCACCACUAAACACAAACUAAUGAAACCGCAAAUAUCGUCUUCUAGUACUGUAACUUCUAGUCAGGAUGUGUCCACGAACAUUUCUAGUCCACCCCCUAAAAGACAGUGUAAGUCGGAAUCGGAAGUCUCUAGGAUAAGACAAAUCAAGGACGAGUCCAUGAACCUCAACCCGUUCGCGCUCCAAAACGACAACAGAAAUCAAAGCGAGACUAACAAGAACUUAGUGCAGCCUAAAAUGGAGCUUCCGGAUUAUUUAAGCGAUGACGACGGUCGCGACGACAACAUUUCCAAUUUUUACCCGCCGGGUGACGUCACGGAGCUGCCAGGAGGCAUGGAGAUCAUCCCCCAGGUGACUAACUUCACGGUGAAAGACGGCAACCACGACGCCGCUUCUCAAGGGUCUUUAAAACUUCGCAGACGACGGUCUCCCGACCACUGGCUUCCCUUCGAAUUGCACCCUCAAGACGACUCCCCGGGAGACUCUUCCGACCUUACAAUGAGAAUGAGAGACAAAGGAGAAAGGAGAAAUAGACUGAUAAAACUAGGCGAAGGAAUCGAAAUAUACGAGGAUCAGCUAAGAAGCGUGAAAUGGAACGACUACCGAAAACUGACUCGAGGUCUUGCCACAAUAUUAUUUAGUCCCGCGGAGUUGGCUACUUGUUCGGUGACUGGGCAACGAUGGAGUCGCGCUGGAAGUGGCGAAAGACCCGUGAAACCGGCGUUAGAUAGGUCUAAAGUCCAAGCGAUCAUUUCUUACGUGGCCACGAGAUUUCCGAUGGUCGAAAUUAGCCGAAUCAAGCAAGUACUGGCUUAUAAAUGUAAAGAAAAUUCCACCGCUUUUAAAAUGAAGGCGGUCCGCUACUAUGAAGAUCAGCAUUCGAAGUGAACGCUUAUUAUAGUUCACGUUUUAUAGACUAGAACGAUGUGUCAAAAUGAUUUACAUGUAUUUUUAUUUGUCUUGUUUAUUAUUGUUAGAAUUUUGUUUGUUUUUUAAUUUUCUUAAAUAAAAUGGAUAACGUUG